This is a messenger RNA of Homalodisca vitripennis (glassy-winged sharpshooter), 1339 nucleotides long. Its product is annotated as mutS protein homolog 5-like. Gene Ontology annotation, molecular function: ATP-dependent DNA damage sensor activity; mismatched DNA binding; ATP binding. NCBI's taxonomy places the organism in Eukaryota, Metazoa, Arthropoda, Insecta, Hemiptera, Cicadellidae. Gene Ontology annotation, cellular component: nucleus. The record is from RefSeq and is a predicted model, not a curated record. Gene Ontology annotation, biological process: mismatch repair; chiasma assembly.
ACGUUUCUGGAAAGCUAUGGAGGACACCAAAACGCGAGGGCGCGUAACGAUCAAAUUUUAUUUAUAACGUCAUAGUUCAAACUUCCGAUAGCAGGCCUUCUUUUCAGGUAGUAUUGACGGUUGUUGUUUGUAGACAUUAGGUAUCAGCUGGUUGGUUGGAUUAGUAUGAAUGACGUAACAAACUUUUGAAGAUUGGGCAUUAGUGUUUUUCUUCGUACAUUUGAAAGAAUUUAGUUUUAAACUCAAUAUUGUACAGUCUUAAAAUCAGUCUUGUCACUUUUUUAGUGUAGUGUAGAGGUGUUACGUGUUGUUUCGUUUUACUGUCAACAGUGUUUUAACCAAUUUCAAAAUGAGUGAAACCAACUAUACUUUAGAUGGACAGUUAGAAAGUAGAAUUGGCAGUGAUCCAGAUCUGUAUGAAAAUCCAGUGGAGAUCAGUGAAGGCAAUCAUUCGAAUUUGAGAAAUCCUUUUGAUACAAGUGAUGAUGUUGAAACUUCUGGCACUGAUGAGAUAAUUUUGUGUUUAUUUUACCGCAAAAGUAAGUUGGCAGCUGCUGCAUAUUUUGCAGAAACUUCAGAAUUGCAUUUAAUGUAUGAUAUGACAGACUUGGCUCCUGACUUUAGACUGUUGGAUAUGCUCUUUCUUCAGCUAAAACCAACCCAAGUUGUAACAAGCCCUUCCAUAUCAGACCCAUUCCUUCGCAAGAUUCAUUCUCUGAUGUCAGGUGAAGAAAUUCCUAUUUCCCCGACAAUAGAUCCACCUUCAUUUUCCAACAAAUUUCACUUUAUUCCUGCCAAAGAAUUCCGAUUCACCACCUGUAAGCGGGCAGUACUGGAGCUAAAGCUACCCAGCGAGCCAGAGCAUGCUACAGAGGCUGACAGACACAACCAUGUGUUGUCUAUGAUCAAUAUGAAUGCUCCAGUACUAGUGUCAGCAGUCGGUGGGCUGUUAUACUUCCUGCAGCGCUCUAUCGCCCGCCUCAGCAUCACGAACCUGCAAACCCCUGUGCUGAGUAUUCACACUCUUUCAUUGAAGAACCUAGUUUGGAUAGAUGAAGAGACAAUCCGUGCCCUGCAGAUAUUCGCUCCUAUGGCUCACCCGUCUUCUUACAAGUGGUUUCCUGGAGCUAGUAAGGAAGGCCUUAGUGUGUUCUCAUUACUCAACAGGUGCCAUUCUACGGCCGGUGCCAAAUACAUGAGAGUGAUGCUCUCACAGCCUACACGUGACAUGGAUGUACUUAAUACUAGACAUCAGGUGAUAAUGUUCUGUCUCAAACCAACCAAUGAGCAGGUGGUCAAAUCCUUGACUGACUCCAUUGUACAUGUAAAGACUGUAAUG